UGUGCUAUAGUACUAUUGUAUUUGAAAUAUAGCUUUAUGGAUUCUAACUCUUCAAGCUUUCUUUUGAACCCUUCAACUGUCCAGUCAGUUUAUUAUCAAGCCAAGGAGGAACAUGAUGGUGUGAUCGAUCUCGGUCUUAGCCUGCGAACUUUGCAACCCGAAGUUUAUCAUCCGUCGGGACAUUUGGUGAGCUUGGAGGGAUAUGAUGACCUAAUAGAUUGGCCCCAAUCUAACCUAAACUUGAAAAGUUCAAACAUUAUACAACAAAGAAACAAUUUUCAAGAAGAUUGUGAGGAAGAUGGGGAGGGAAUCCAAAGCAAAGAGAGGUGGGCCUAUGUUAAGGUUAACAUGGAUGGUAUUAUUGUUGGAAGAAAAGUUUGUAUACUUGAUCAUGGCAGUUACUCAAGUCUGGCACUUCAACUGGAAGACAUGUUUGGUAGACAAUCCGUAUCCGGGUUACGGUUGUUCCAAUCCGGGUCCGAGUUCUCACUGUUCUACAAGGACAGAUAUGAAAAUUGGAGAAGUGUUGGAGAUGUCCCAUGGAAGGAAUUUGUGGAAUGUGUGAAACGGCUUAGGAUUGCAAGAAAGAGUACUAGUGGAUCAGCUCUUCUUUCCUAAUAAUUUUAUUCUCCUCUUUUUUUUUUUUUUUUCUUUCCUGUUAUUCUUCAUAAUUAUUGGAGCAUCUCUGACUUGAACUUGAA
Messenger RNA from Morus notabilis, 701 nucleotides. RefSeq names its product auxin-responsive protein IAA32. The transcript has 4 exons. The record is from RefSeq and is a predicted model, not a curated record. Lineage: Eukaryota; Viridiplantae; Streptophyta; Magnoliopsida; Rosales; Moraceae. Gene Ontology annotation, molecular function: protein binding. Gene Ontology annotation, cellular component: nucleus. Gene Ontology annotation, biological process: regulation of DNA-templated transcription. The coding region runs from base 37 to 618 and encodes 193 amino acids.